This is a messenger RNA of Symbiodinium sp. CCMP2456, 918 nucleotides long. NCBI's taxonomy places the organism in Eukaryota, Dinophyceae, Suessiales, Symbiodiniaceae. The record is from the annotation of a GenBank genome assembly.
GCUGCAGAAAAGGGCGCGGCCAAAGCUCAAAGUGCAGCCAAGGAGGUGAGCCCAUCUGUGCCUGCGACCACCACUGCCCAGGACCUGGGGCCAGAAAAAGGCGAGGCUGCUGAGGCCACCAGCGUGGCACACACUGCGCAGAUGCAGGAGCAGCUAGAAGCUUGGCAAGCCGAGCGGGAGAGGCUCAUCCGCGAAAACCGCGGUUUAAAGGCUGAGAAGGAGAACUUGAUUCUUGAGGGCACAAAGAUGUCCCGUCGGGUGCAAGCGGUGGAAGAGCGCAUGAAGGCCAUGUCUGUGGAAGCUCGGCGGUCUGAGUCCCAGCUGGUCGACGCCGAGCGCACGCAGCAGGGGCUCCAGAGUCAGCUUUCUCGCGCCACCGCGCGAGUUGAAAAGGCUGAAGCGCAGAGCUCCGAACUCCGCGCCGAAACGCGGCGCCUGACAUCUGAGUUGGACAAGGCCAAGCAGCAGAUACAAGGUGAGAAGCGUCAGAUGCAGGCGGACCAGCAAGCCCUUCAAAUGAAGAGCCGUGAAAAUUCGGAGAAGGAGCGAAGGAUGGAGGAGCGCGUGCAGCAACUCAUGCACGAGAGGGACGAGCUCAGAGCAACGAGCGCCUCCUUGUCCGUGGAGCUACAGCAGGCCUUGGCAGCUGUGGAUUCGCUGGAGCGGCGUUCCCAUCAGCAGAUGCAGGAUAUGGAGCAGCUUCAAGAGAGGCACAGGCAGCAGAUCGAGGCGGCAGAGUACGAGUUUGUCAACGAGAGCAUGCCUUACCAGCAGCGCCUCGGGGAGCUCGAAGCACAGCUCGCACAUCAAGAGCAGAAGUUCCUCGAGCGUGAAGCUGUUGCUUACCGAGAGCGUGACAAGGAGCGCGCUGAGUUGGAGGUGGCCAAGGAGGAGCUGCGGCAGCGAGAGCUGCUCCAG